GCAGCAGUUUGAAUUUCUUGGCACCUUGGAGGUCCACGCGCUGGCAGCCGAGGUUCAGUUGAUCGACGACUUUUAUUGGAUAAGCAGCGUUUUCCAGCGAGCUCCCGAGCAGCGCCCGCCGUUUUUUUUCUUGAGAAGAUCCCAUUGAGUGAAGAAGAAGGACCCUCACUGUGGGGAAGAUAGUGAUUGGUGCUUUUUCUGUGCUUCUGAUCGGUGUGUGAUUGACAAAUUUUUCGAUUUGGGGAUGUGGUGUGACUAAUUGGAAGGAAUUCGACUGGAAAGUGCACUUUACGAUCGCUGGAUCAGUGUGGAAGAAUACGAAAAGCGGAAGAUCUACGGUGUACGAUUCUGUCCAGGGUGUGAGACCUGAAGGAAGGUGUGCCCUCAGGGGGCUAUUUCUGAGGAAUUGAUCUACAGUGAAGGGUGGUGAAAUUGUUGUUGCCGUUGCCUCGAUCGCGUAGAAAAGUGAAUGUAGCUCUACGAGACCAGUUCAGAGUGGCGACCUUUUACUGCUGAUAGCGCGCGAUCGUACAGUUGUUGCAUAUUCCCGACAGUUUCGUAAUAACAGCAGCUCGACUUGGGCAAGUGAAUGGAACAGUGACAGUGCGCGAUUACGAAAGGGUUUCGAAAAGCCGAUCACCGACAAGGAUAUCGAUUACUGCUAUUGCUGAAUUGAUCGAAGCCGUUGAAGCUGAAGUUCUGCUGAAAAGUUCGCGAAAAGCUGGUGGAUUCCGGGCAAUUCUCAAAUACAAAUCAAUCACCGUGUGAGCCGUGCAGCUGCUGAAAGGCACCCGACAGUGUGAUUAGAAUUUCAAGUGCCAUCCACCCACCAGUCGAUCGCCCAUUCCAUUCUGUGCAAAGAAUAGAAUUGUUCUCUUUUGGGAACGGAAUUCUGCCCCAAAGUGUGCCCCAAAGUGGCGGGCUGAUGCACAUCCGGCCCUUUCGAUGAUCAACGACGACGACACUGGUACUGUUAACCCUUAGAUCGCGUGCCCGCGAAGAAACCGUUAGAGACACCCCACUAAAAAGGCUGGAAGCCUGUUCUUCCGAGGAAAUUAUUACUUAUUGUGUCCGUCCGAGGAGUGGUUUACGACGACGACGAAAAGAGAACUGUUUAUCCAAUAGAAAGAAGUGCGGCGACGCAAACUCAGUGGGAGUGGGAGCAGCAGAAGGAGCAGCUGGUCAGGCAGCAGGGGAGAGAGGAGCCUAGUUCAUAGGCAAGCAGCAAAAUUACACCGAGCAGCAAUUAGAAAGACGCAACAAUGUUUCCGCUUCAACGAGGAGCGGCAACAUGGUUAUUUCUCGUGCUCGCCACAACACUAACGGUGCUGACUGCUAGGACAGCCGCGGCCGCCGAGAACAACCAACGAGUGGUAUGCUACUACACGAACUGGUCGGUCUACCGACCGGGCACAGCCAAAUUCAACCCGCAGAACAUCAACCCCUAUCUGUGUACCCAUCUGAUCUACUCGUUCGGCGGUUUCACCAAGGAGAAUGCCCUCAAGCCGUACGACAAGUACCAGGACAUCGAGCAGGGUGGCUUCGCCAAGUUCACCGGCCUGAAGACGUACAACAAGAACCUCAAGACGAUGCUGGCCAUCGGCGGUUGGAACGAAGGUUCCUCACGGUUCUCACCUCUGGUAGCCGACUCGGAGCGUCGAUCGCAGUUUGUCAAGAAUGCCAUCAAAUUCCUUCGGCAGAACCACUUUGACGGGUUGGACCUGGACUGGGAGUACCCGGCGUUCCGCGAUGGAUCGAAACCAAAGGAUCGGGAAAACUAUGCCCAACUGGUUCAGGAACUGCGUGAGGAGUUCGAAAGGGAAUCCAGUAAAACCGGGCGACCGAGGUUGCUGCUGACGAUGGCCGUGCCGGCCGGUAUCGAGUACAUCGAGAAGGGUUACGAUGUGGCUAAGCUGAACAAGUACCUGGAUUGGUUCAACCUGUUGACGUACGAUUAUCACAGUGCGUACGAGCCGGCCGUCAACCACCACUCGCCGCUGUACUCGCUGGAGGAACCGUCCGAGUACAACUUCGAUUCCGAGCUGAACAUUGACUACAGUAUCAAGUUCUACCUGAACGCCGGUGCUGAUCGGGACAAGCUCGUGCUGGGUAUCCCCACCUAUGGCCGUUCGUACACGCUCUACAACCCGGAUGCCACCGAGAUUGGAUCGCCUGCCGACGGACCCGGAGAACAGGGUGAUGCCACUCGCGAGAAAGGCUACCUGGCGUACUACGAAAUCUGUACCGCAGUGAAGGAAGACCCCGAGUGGACCGUUGUGCAGCCGAAUCCGAGCGCUAUGGGCCCGUACGCUUUCAAGGGUAACCAGUGGGUAGGAUAUGACGAUGAGGCGAUUGCCCGGAAGAAGGCCAAAUACGUGGCGGAGAACGGACUGGGAGGUAUUAUGUUCUGGUCGAUCGACAACGACGAUUUCCGCGGAACGUGCCAUGGAAAACCAUAUCCGAUCAUCGAAGCCGCCAAGGAGACGCUGCUCGCCAGCACGGAUAUUGGUGCCAACGACAUUGCCGCCCCUAGCCGUCCGAGGAAGCCGUCGAGGUCCCGCAGCCGACCAGGAACUACCAGCCGGAACCGCUUGACCACCGAUAACAACAACGAGAUCAAGUCAUCGUUCAAGAACUCCCAGAGCAGGAAGAACAGCCGCCCGGCACCGCGAACAACGACUACAACCACUAGCACCACCACGACCGAGGGUUCACUGUACAUCGGAGGACGUACCACAACGCCACAGCCACCGACUACUCCAGAUCCAGGCGCAGACUUCAAAUGUACCGAUGAGGGUUUCUUCCCGCAUCCACGCGACUGCAAGAAGUACUUCUGGUGUCUGGACGCGCCCGCUCUUGGUCUGGUAGCUCAUCAGUUCACCUGCCCGUCCGGACUGGUGUUCAACAAGCUGGCCGAUUCCUGUGACUACGCACGCAACGUAGUAUGCUCCAAGACCGCUCCGACGACAACCACCACCUCAACGUCCACCACGACAUCCACCACUACCACAACGACGCCAGCCCCAAGGAACCGCGUCACCGUUUCCACCACUCGAAACAACUUCUUCAACCGUGCUCUGACUACAACGACCACCACGGAGCCACCGAUCGAGAUCGACUACUCCGACGAGGAAGAGGACGAGGUUCAGCCCGAGGAAGACCCGAAGGUGAUCAAGGAGCUGAUUGCGCUGAUCAAGAAGGUCGGAGGCAUUGAGGAACUGGAACGCCAGCUGCAAGCCCAAGAAGAUGGAUCGAUUGUGCUGAAGGAUGAGAAGACAGAUCAAAUCUCGACGACGCAGUCCACGAUCAGUAAGAGCUUGUACGAACGCGUGUUGAGCCGAGCCGGCAACGGUCUGCAGAAGUUCCGACCGGCGUUGACGUUCACGCAAACGGACAAGAGCGGUUCAACCGAGAACAAGUACUCGUCGGUGGUGAGGAAUACGAACAGCCGAGUGGGGCCUCAGAAUGAAGGAGUCGAAAAGUUGCCAGAAUUUGAAGGAGUGUUCAAGGAACGGCCAAAGUAUGUUACGUUGAACCGGGCACGACCGACCAAGGCCAGCGUGGAAGAGGAUGCGGACGAUAGGUAUGGCGAAGAAUCGUACGAAGAGGAGGAAAAUCAACCGUCGACGUUUGCCACCAAGAGGACAACUGCGAGUCCGAAGUAUGUGAGCAUUCGACGGCAGAGACCGACUACGGCAGCCGAUGUUGAAGUCGAGGAGAACGAAGAAGAGGAGAAUGUCGCGGCGCCAGUGCAACAACAACAACAACAGUACAGUAGUGUGAGUCGGAACCGUUUUAGGCAGACAACUACGGAGGAACCCGUGGAUGAAGUUGAACGAGUGCCAAGCCGGUACAACACGAUCGAACGUCGUCGAGCUACCGCGCAGUACAACCGUCUGCAGGAAGGAGAUAAAGAUGAUGUAGGCACUGAUUCGUCUCUAUUGGUACCUUCUACCGAUUACGAAACAAUUUACACUACAUCGUCCACUACCGAUGCACCAGAACAGUUCAUCACGUACAGUACACGACAGUACGCUAGCGUAGAACGUAGCAGUACGACCGAGGCUACGCCACAGACUGGCGGCCCCAGUGCUACGGAUCUUACGCAAUCCAUUCCAACCACCACCACUACAACAGCAAACGAAUACAAUGUACAGUACUCCAAUACAGACUUACAGACGGAUCAUCCCGAGCGGGACGGUCCGGUAGACACUGUUUCCGAUCUAGAUUUAAGUAGAACGGCCGACUCGGACAGCCUGACGACGGACGACGCGGUGACCGUAGAUUAUAGCAAGAACGAACCGACCUACGAGGUAACCACUUUACUAAACCUAGGUGAGAGUGUUACUGGUAGUAGUGUUAGUGAGUUAGAAACGAGUGAGUUUAGUAGUAGUGUUGGUACUAGUGGUGUUAGCGUUAAUCCUAGGAUUCAGGAAGGCGAGUUGACGACUUCGCAGCCUGCCGUGACGACCAAUGGUUAUGAGGUUCCAACAACUACCGUUAGCCCCGCAACAACAACAACAACCGUUAGCUCCACUAGCGAAAAACUGAUCGGUACUAACGAUGAACAGUCUAACUCGAUUUAUAAAUUCCCAUCAAGAACUAGGAAAACCACCACCACCGCUAGUCCCCUAGAAGUUGUCACUAAUAAGCAAGAGUUCGAAUUAACCCAAACGCAGGCUGCCCCGCGUCCAUUCGGAGGGGCGGUCCGGCGUACACGUCCAACGCGGCGUCCCACGAGCAGUGCAACUACGACAACUACAGCUCCCGAAGAAUUCACUACGCUCCGCUCGGUAAAGGUGAGUUAUGCCAAUAGCCAGAGAUUUGAUCUUUCAGCUAGACGUAGAAGCGGCGUUGCCGGAUCGACCACUGUCCCAGUGAAUGCUGGUAACAACGAGGUAGGUAUUGCUAGCGAUUCCUUGGACAGUGAACCGACUGCUCGCCCGACCCGUACCCGAGGCUUCCGAGGUCGCGUACGGUUCGGAGCUUCUACCGAAUCAAGUUCUGUCCCGACUGAAUCGGCGCCUGUUGCUGCCGAACCUACCCGACGCCGGCCACAACAGUCGUCGGAUUCUUUCGCUCGCAAUCGUUUCUCUUUGAACCGGGCUUCCAGUCGAGCACCGACGGAAGCACCAAGUACCGCAACUGAACGAAUCACCGCCACGGAGCAGCCAGUUGAGCAAUCAACUGCUAGGGCUUCACUCAGGAGGUUGAACUUUAAUCAAUACAGCGGUAGAUCAAGUACCGAACCGACGACAACCACCACAGUCGAACCGGAAAUCGAAACGGAUUCGCCGGUCAUCAACUUGCAGGUCAAAUCGCACACAGGAAUCGACGAAGAUCUGUUCAAAACUCAGGAACGCAUUCUGUUGACGCUGGGAACUGCUUUGCAAUACGGAUUCAGCAAUCGAAACGAGCUCAAUGGUCGUCGGAUUCAGGAAAGUGAGCCGAAGCUAGUCAAAGGAACGGUCGAGAACUCUCCCAUCACGAACGUAGUUCGUGAGAGGCCAACGGUCAAGUCUCGCUCCCAAGAUACCAUUGAUAACCAGCUAGCCGAAGACAUCAAUGAAAUGGCUACGGAACCAGCCUUCGUUUCAACUUCAGAGCGUGCCUCCUCGGCAUACGACAGUACUGUGAGCGACCAGGAACGAACCAAUGACUACACUACCGUGUACAGUGUAAACACGGCCGAAGUGGAAACGACAACACCUGGCCAGCGUAAGUUCUUCACCACUCUUCGUGGACGCGCUUCAUCAGCCACCACUGAGUCCAGCGACACUACGCUGAAGGUUGUUCUCUCAGAGGUAAAUACCAACAAGACAUUCAUCCCAGGAAAAGUACGACCAACACGUCCAGGAAGGUUCCGCACCACAACCGUAGCUGCCUCGUCGGAAACUGUCAACGAAGCUUCCACAUUGCGAUCCAAAUUCCCACCGAGGAAGACAUUUGUAACUCCAAGCACGAACGCCAUCGCCAACGAAGCAGUCGAUAAGCCAUCGCGUAGACCAUCGCCCUUCAUCCGCAGGCAGCGACCAACUCCCGGAGGCACAACGUCAACAGCCGCAGCCACAGCUGAAUCUUCUCCAGACAAUGCGACAGAAAACAGCGAAACAACCGAGAAACCUCCAGGCAUCUCGACAACUGUUAGUAGACGUCGCUUGGGACGCCGAAAGCUCACCACCACUGCCAGUACAUCUGAAAAACCGGUCGUAGAACAAGUCCACCGUGAACGUCCAGCUGGAUUCACCAGGCGUCAACGUCUGCCAUUCGGUCGUUCCACUACGACUACUGCUGAAACGCCCACAGCUGCCCAGCGUACCGGAACAACCACUACCUCCGAGCCCUUCACAGCCGAGCCCACCUAUCCCGACAGCGCCGUUGGAAACUCCGACUUCACCACCGUAAUCUCGGACGUCUCCAAUGAAAUCGAAUCCACGUUCAUCACCAACGAAGUGCUCACCAGUGACAACUUCCUCCGACAGCAACUACCGGAAUCGCAAGAGGCCAACAACUCCGAGGAAACCACCGAACUGCUGUCCACCAUCGUGACCGCCGAGCCAUCAACUGAAACCACCCCAACUCGUCAACAGUCCAAACGCCCCGUCCAACGGUUCAACGACAGCCAGCAAAUCGAGUCGGAAGUGGUCCCCAGCCGUAGUCCAAACCGAACCUUCGGCGGACCCCGUAGGAAGUUCGGUGCAUCAACCACAACCACUACGGAAGCUCCAGAAGUGUCCACCAUCAAGAAGUUCAUCCCAUCGCGACAGAACCGACCUUCGUUCUCGCUAGCACGUGCACGUGCCUCGUCCACUACAGAAAACCCAACCGAGCAAGACCAACCGGAGCAAUCGAUCGCCAGUUCAACGGCCCGAUCAUUCUCGCCGACUCGGCGACGCAAUCAGCUGAACUUUGCUGCCCGCACCUCGACAACCGCUGCCAGUGCCGGAGACGAUACGGAAGCAUCCUCCAGCAGACCACUGACUCCGACGCGUCGACGACCGACAUUCAACACGAGCCGAACGCCGCGACCUCAGUCCUUUGAGGACUCCUUCGACAAGGCUACAGCAGCGCCAGCUGCGGCGAAACCAAGCGCAGGUAGAGUGAGCCGUCCGUCCUCGGCACUGCUUCCAAGAAGGCCGAAUCUGUUCGCCCGCACUACGACCACCACUACGGAAGCGUACACGGAGUUUGAAACUGACGAGAAAACUACGCUGGAAGAGGAAAGCAGUGGAGAGCGGUAUGGACCGAGUACGAGGGGGUACAGUGAGAUUAGGAGACCUUCCUCGUCAGAAGAGAGGGAUGGCGUUACGGGACGGUACAGUGCCGAAGUGGAGGACAGCGAGAACGAGGUGCAGCGACAGGGUAAGAAGUUGUUCGGGCAGCUGGGAAGCGGGAAUAACAAUUUAGACGAUGAGGGUCGAUCGCGGGAACGAGGAUCGGCGGAGGUAGGAGGUUUCAGAAGACCCGGACCAAGAAUUGUGGGAUCAGGAGGACGAGUGCAAGCGGCGAGGAACAAUACCAGGUUUAUUUUCCACAAUAAGGAAGAGGCAUCUUCGACGACAGCAAGGACCAUUACAACGAGAGCUAGAAGGAUAUUUGGAAAUGUGGCAGGAUACAAACCGGGUGGUAAUGGAACCAGCGCUAGUGCUAGCGCUUCUCCAAGUGGCUCCGCAACCACGGCUAAACCAAAACUGACUACUCGAGGAAGACCUGUGUUUGGUAGAGCGCGAUCAACGACCGCUUCAGGAACGUCCGGAGAAGAGAAGGUUGUAUCGCAGCGAGUGAAUGACUCACAGCAAGGAGCGACCACUAGACGAUACCAGCCGAAGAAACCGACACGGAAACCGACGUUCACGACAGUUUCGUUGCCCGUUGGCGGCAGCAGAACUCGGACGAAUUUGUCAAGUUUGUUCAACCGUAACCAGCCAAUAGUACUAACAACCACCGAGCAAAGCUCGGAUCUAAUCCAACCAGAGACGACAAUUCCGAGCGUAGAAUCACAGACUCCGGCGAUACUGUCGGUGCUGCCAAUCGAGCAGAGCGCACCGUCACAGCCAACCACUACACCCUCCACACUCGAUAGCGAGAACGAAAUCGAGAACACCACUUCAUACGAAGAUACAAUCAACACAGUCAGAACUACCACCGAAUACUACACAGCAUCCGAUGAAACUCUCUACACGACACUCAAUACGGCCGACACAAUUUACACCAUUAAUGAUAAUAUCGAUAUUGAUGAUGUCAAUGUAUUGCAGGAACGUAGUAGAACGUCCACCACCACGGUUCGACCAACGACGCUCUACCACGUGUUCUCGAUCGACAAGGAGAGCGAAUCGAUGCCGUCGUCGACAGAGAUUUACCGCACUGAAGAACAGGAGAUCGAACUGCCGUCGACGAACAAGACGGACAAACUGGUCGAGAUCCAUCGAGUGGUGGAGAUCUACACGAAGAAUACCAGCAAUCCGGACGAGAUCCCAGUCAUGCAGAAGCUGGGUGAAAUCAAUCGUAAGAUCAUUAUCCGGCUUGUUGAACCGAAGAACAAGACGGCGGAAACCACCGAGGAGGACAAGGAGAAGAAGAGUCGAACACUGGUGUUCGCCGACAACAUAUUCAACGUCGAAACCUCCACAAUCCCGUUGGAGGGAUUGUUCGAUGGUGAGAAAGACGGAAGAACCGGUCGCACGGAAUUUCAGACGACUGAGUUGAACAUGGAGGAGGAAGUGACCACCGUUGCGCCCCAAGUGGAGAUCGAACGUAUCUCUAGUGUAGACUUUGGAUCAACGGAAAAGGAACAGGAGGAACUGGUUACCAUUACGCCUCUGAUCGCCGAAACGGAACGCUACACUCAGGUAACUACUUCUCCGCUCAAGCCAGAUACAGAACGUAGUGUAGAUUUUGAAGACACUACCGUGAACGAGGAGGAACAAUCUACGGAUUAUUACGCUGAUGAGUUACCAACGACAGUGCCGGUUCAGCCUUCGACGACGACGCCGACAACUACGACAUCGACGACGACCACGACAACAGAAGAACCAACGACUGUACCUCCCACAGAGGUUCCAGUCUCAUCUUCUACGCAGGUUGUUCACAAGUACACGCUCCCGGCAGAAUUCGCUUUCAUUGAACCAUCCGAUGAGCCGACAACGACUACGUUAGCUCCUACAACAAUGCCACCAACUACCACGACUUCGACUACAACUACCACCACUACAACAACUACCACUCCAGAGCCUCCAACGGCUUCACCCGAGACGGGUGUACGACCGCUGGUCAUUCCCAGCGUAGAGGCCAAGAAGAAAUACACGAAACGUCCCAAGACGACCGUGUACCGACCACAACUGGACUUUAUCUACACGAACGAAAACUCUAGCGAAGAUGAACCGGCUGUCGCAGUCGAACAGGUAACUGAACCUCUUCCCAGCACUUCCACCCAGAGAGUACAAAGCACUAGUAGAAAGUACGUCCCCUCGGUAGCACUGCGAUCUGGUGAUGGUUUGUCGUCCUUCCGAAAGUCCAAGGAUAUCCAGGUAGCCCCGUUGCCGAAGGCAGCCGCGUCCAGGGCCACAACUGCCAAGCCAAAGUUCACAACGACAACUGCAACUCCUAGAACAACGACGACCACCACAACAACAACUACCACAACCACAACCGAGGCGCCGGUGACCAAGGUGGACUUCAACAUCAAGUACGUUCUGCCGGUCUUCAAGCCGGAUCUCGUCAGCGAGCUCAAGAUCGAGAGCAAGAACGACAAAUACAGCGUACCGCUGUCUUCGCUCUACCAUCCGGACUUUAUCACGAAAUCCGUCUCCGGCGAGCAGCGACAGGAGCGCCAGUACUCGCCCGUCUAUCGACCGGAACUAGACAACGACGAGCUAACGCGAGCGCUCACGAGCGAUCCCGAUCCGGUCGCCCUGGAGGCAGCCAGCCUGGAUCGGGAGAUUCUCGGCGACCGGAGCACCAACGAUAGCGAGAGCGAAGAGCGCCUUGAAGUCCGCAGCAUACCGUCGUAUUUCUACCGGCGAGCUGGGGAGGUUCGUCCUCAGUUCCGUCCGUCUCUGCGACGCCCCAUCGCAGGAGGCCCCAACACGGCGACGACAACGAGCGCGACCCCAACUUCAGCGACGACCGCACGCAACAAGAGCACCCGAGGAUCUGAGAGCGGCGAAGCUUCCACGACCGACUCGAGCCUCCUCCAGCAGCAAGCGACGACGACGGCAGCCUCCACCUCGCUAUUGUCACGCCGUAGAAGGCCAACAACAUACCUGAGCAAGCUGAACAGCGCCAACCGUCAGCGGCCGGCCGUCCUCAGCCCAGGUGGCGGUGGGCCUGCAGUAGGGGAGGAAGCGGGUGAUCAAGCUGCUGCUGAUCAGCCGAAAUCGACGCGGCCCAAACUGACGGCCGGAGGAGUGCGUCGGAAAUUUGGACCCACCAGAACAACCGGUUCGGAGGGUGGUGCUGGUGGUGGCGAGAGGGGUACGACCACUACCAAGUCGCCGGAUCUGGAAACCACAACUCGCAGCAGCUUGUUCAAGCGCCGUCCUGGAUUCCCGCCAGCCAACCGUAUUACCACUCCGGCUACGCCAGUGACAACCUUCGCGUCUCCAUCCAGCAAGUUCUUCAAGAACCGCGCGAAACCUUCCACCGCUACCGAAUCACCAGCAGCCACCUUAGACGACCAAAGUCCAGCGCCACUGGAUAGCGACGUCGAUCAGGAAAUCGAACCCAGCAUCCGACAGAACAGCAAACUGGUGAACAAGAAUCGCUACAACCAGAUCGGCGAAGGCGAUCGCGACGGUAGCUUGGAAGACGACCUGGUCGGUGCGAUCACCACGAUCUCUCGGGCACCACUGCCCUCGACCACCAGCCGUAACUUCCUGUUCCCGGACGAGAGCCCCGUGGAAAAGUCCCAAAAAAUGCAGGCCAUGAAGGUGCUGAACAUUGGAGAACUGCCGGCCAGCCAUCAGCGAGCUUCCACGCACAAGUACAACAUCACGCACGACUACACACUGCAGAGCUUCUCGGAACCGUACAGCACGACACGGCGAUCACAGAAAUUGAUCCAGCGACCGCGGAUCUCCACUCAGUCGCAGUUCUACUACCAGCAGACCACUCCCAGCUUGUUCUACAGUAGUUCACCGGUGACGAGCAGCCCACGCAAGGACACCCCGCGGAAGCGCAAGCCCAGCUCGUACGAGAAGUCGUCCUACUCGUCGACGAACCACCGCAAGCAGAAGGAUGACUUCGGGGGUCGGACGUACCGGCCAGCGGUGGAUUACGACUACUACGACGAGGGCGAGCAGCGGAUCAUUGGCAAGACCAGCUCCCAGGUCAAGGUGAUCAUGCACGGGCCGGGCAUCAUCGAGUGUCUCGAUCAGGGCAACUUCCCGCAUCCGCUGUCGUGCAAGAAGUUCAUCUCUUGCGCAAAGAUGGAGAUUGGCGGCGUCGUCGGCUGGGAGUACACCUGUCCGAAGGGUCUGAGCUACGAUCCGGUCGGCGGGAUCUGCAACUGGUCCGCCGGGUUGGGCUGUAAAGACUAGGUGUGCUGUGGGGGGGAUUGGACUGAAAGCUAAGCUUUUCCGAGGGAUACGGAGGAAGAAUCUUUUUAUUGUACAGUUCUCGAACCUUUUUUCCAUGACUCUCUGAACGAAAAGGCACUUGUUACAUUAGCCGAAUCACACUGCUAUUGUUUCGUCUUACCCCAGAGGACUACGAUUUGUGAACGUCUUGUCCGAUUCAGGGGAAAGCAUUAUUUUAAUUUAAACACUGCCAUGGAAUCAGAUUUUGACAAUAAUAGCGAUGUGCAACCAUGGAUUAAAGGAUAAGACCUGAUAAGACGUUGAAAGGACAAAAGGUCAUGACCUGUCAACUCCUCUUGUUCAGUUGUGGUUUUUAUUUCGCUCAUUUGUCUUGUCUUAUCGCACAUUCCCGACCGUGAACCAAUUUUUAUUUCAGCGUCCUUUGCUUGCUUCUGUUUAGGCAUAGCGAUCCCUUUUAUUAUUAUUAAUAUUUAAGAAACUUUUCUCCCUUUCACAUGUCUUACUAUAUUCAAAUUAGUCCCUAAGAAACGACAUCCGGACGACCACGAACCCGGAUGAACUCUAGUAUACAGUGUACGUUAGAUUAUUAGACCUAAAUUGAGGAUAGUUUGAGUCGAGAAUAACCGGGUGUGUGCUCCGCUUUGUUUUGUAGUUCCAAAAUCAUAUUCAAUCUUGUAAAUCUUCUGAAGAAUACUCAAAAUCAAAUAUGUUUCGAAAAAAAAAAUCUAUUUGAAAAACCUGAUUUAGGUCAACCUUCACAAAUUAUGUUUUAAAUUUAAAUUAAACCAUUGCUACCGAAAAGCGGCAAACACCCCGAGAAACGAUAUCAUGACCAAGAACCAUUUCAUCCCGUUAGAUUUUUAUGAUAUGUAGUAAGUGAAUUUAGAGACUUGUUACUCCAGCAACGAGGAGAGCAAGAAAGAGAACAUUGACAAACAUAACAAAAAAAGUCUGUGACGUUGUGAAUUACCGCAGCUCUCUUUAUAGAUUCAUGCACAGUUAUGGGACCUGUGCGUGCGUGAAUUGUCCAAACAAUAAGCAUUUGUGAAUAAUUUCGUCCCAGACAAUGAUUACGAUGAAGAUGAUGAUGAUACAAAUAAAAAUGUUUUGGAAAGAAAUAAUAA
Molecule: messenger RNA, 12661 nt
Organism: Aedes albopictus (Asian tiger mosquito)
Lineage: Eukaryota; Metazoa; Arthropoda; Insecta; Diptera; Culicidae
Product: mucin-5AC-like
Exons: 11
Coding region: 1263-11537 (3424 amino acids)
Biological process (GO): chitin catabolic process; carbohydrate metabolic process
Cellular component (GO): extracellular region
Molecular function (GO): chitinase activity; chitin binding
Source: RefSeq, a predicted model, not a curated record